AUGCAACAUAAUAACCUUUUGUUUGGCUUGCUCAUAGUUGUGGCAACUACCCAAGCAGCGGUGGUUCUAGCGCAGGUUCACGAGGGUUGGGGUAUCCGGACAGAACCUGGCCAAGUUACAAGCGAUCGAAUGCUCAAGACCGGAUACGCCGCGGAACUUCUUUCGAUAUUUGUUUUGGGCUGCUCCAAGAUAUCGACAUGUCUAUUCUACGAUACCCUCUUUUCCCAGAUACAGAAGUGGUUUAUCCGCGCCAAUCUAGUUGGAAUGGUUGCUUGGACAAUUCUUUCCGUGGUACUACUAGCAGUCCGCUGUAGCCAUAACCCAUGGGCUGAUAUUAGCGCCGCUCAAUGUAGUAGUCUGUUACCCCGAUGGCAAGCGAUCACAGCGAUUGACAUCGCCACCGAGGCAUCCCUUUUUGUGUAUACUGCGGUCGCAGUGCACACAAUCCAGAUAUCAACAAGGAAAAAGCUAGUGGUAUUCAUAGCCCUCCAGACCCGAAUACUUCUCAUUCCCCUCGCCGGUCUCCGCCUAUACUAUACAAAAUUACAAAUCACCUCAGAUGACCCAAUCCUCGUUGGCGCCUUUGCAACCGUAGUAGCGGAGAUCUACCUUUCGAUAAGCGUAUUAUGUGUUGUGAGCGCAUUCUUCAAAUCUUUCAUCGCCGCCUACGAAGACGGAAACGGUAUCUCCUACACAAAUGGAACUUCUGGAUCGCAGUCAAAAUCAAGGCGGUUGGACUCGAGGAAUACAAUUACGCACAAGGAAAACAAUGAUGGUUCGGGUGUUCUGCGUGGCUGGGAAAGAGAGGAGGAUCCCAUUAUCAACCCCACCGAUGGGAAGAGUGGGUUGAAGAUUUACACGUCAGUCCAUUUCAGUGUUAGGGGGGAAAAUAUUGAGCUCGGCAAUCGCGAAAGUGCUGAAGGGCGCUGUGAAGGAUUUUAA
Penicillium griseofulvum is the source of this 942-nucleotide messenger RNA. RefSeq lists its product as uncharacterized. The record is from RefSeq and is a predicted model, not a curated record. The coding region runs from base 1 to 942 and encodes 313 amino acids. NCBI's taxonomy places the organism in Eukaryota, Fungi, Ascomycota, Eurotiomycetes, Eurotiales, Aspergillaceae. The transcript has 4 exons.